Messenger RNA from Rotaria socialis, 495 nucleotides. The record is from the annotation of a GenBank genome assembly. NCBI's taxonomy places the organism in Eukaryota, Metazoa, Rotifera, Eurotatoria, Philodinida, Philodinidae.
AUGCUUGGUGCACAACAAACUGAAAUGAUUGAUAUCACUAAAGAGCCGUUGUCGUCUUUUAUUGCAAAUAAUUAUCGAACAGUUGAAAUUAUUGCUUAUAUGAAAAGCUUAUGUGAUGACACGAAAACAUAUAAUCGUAUGAGACUAAUGCUACUCGGCAGUGAACAAACAGGCAAAACAUCACUCCUUCAAGCGUUUAAACGCGAAAAUUAUAUCAGUAACAAUAACAAUACACAACAACUUCAACGAAAAAAAUCCACAACAAUUCGAAAUUUUCCAAUUGUUGAUAUAUCCGAAUGGAUCUACGAUAAAACUCCUCGUACAUCAUUAGGUCCAAUUACGUUUCGUACUUGGGAUUUUGGCGGACAGCAUGAAUUUCAAUCGAUUUAUCAAUAUUUUUUUACACGACGUACUCUUUAUCUAAUCUGUUGGAAAAUGAAUGAUAAGUUUUUUCUUGAUAACUCUGGCUUUUGUUUUCCUCUUGUCUAUUCCUGA